GGACAGGCCUCUGAUAGAGGCUGGGUUUUUCUCUUCCUUUUUUCUUCUUUCUACUUAUCCACACACAGCCAUCAGCCUACAAAGACAUGGCCACCCAUGCUAGCCCCUUGCACCCAUACUGGCCUCGGCACCUGAGACUGGACAACUUUGUGCCUAAUGACUACCCUGCCUGGCAUAUAAUAGCUGGCCUCUUCUCCGUCACUGGGGUCGUACUUGGGAUCACAUGGCUGUUGUCAGGACCUGCUGCCAUCGUCCCCCUGGGAACCUGGCGACGACUGUCACUGUGUUGGUUUGCAAUGUGUGGGUUCAUUCACUUGGUGAUUGAGGGCUGGUUCAGCCUCUACAGCAAGGAACUUCUUGGAGACCAAGCCUUCUUGUCCCAACUCUGUGAGUCCUGAGUUCUUUCAUAUGCUAGGUAUGCAGUGAAUGACAACUUCAUGAUAUGCAUGGAGACUGUCACGGCUUUCCUGUGGGGACCACUCAGCAUUUGGGUGGUGGUUGCCUUUCUCCGCCAGCAUCCUGUCCGCUUUGUCCUACAGCUCGUGGUCUCUGUGGGUCAGAUGUACGGGGAUGUGCUCUACUUCCUGACAGAGUACCGUGAUGGAUUCAAGCACGGGGAGCUGGGCCACCCGCUCUACUUCUGGUUUUACUUUGUCUUCCUGAAUGCCCUGUGGAUGGUGGUGCCUGGAAUCCUUGUGCUCGAUUCUGUGAAGCAGAUCACCCACGCCCAGAGCCUGCUGGAUGCCAAAGUCACAAAAAUCAAGAGCAAGCAGAAAUAAUGAGUGAUGGACUGGGCUUUAACAUGGACUGAUGACGAACUCUCCAUCUGCCAGAAGAGUCUGUUCCUUGUUCCCACAGGUUGAAAGGACAAAGUGAAUUGAUCUGUCAAACAGGCUGAUGGGUGGGCACCAAAAGGGCCAGCAAUGGGGAAGAAAGGAGCUGUGUGGAGCUAUUGCAAGGAGCUGUUGGGACAAAAGUCCAAGAGAACCUACAGGGUCCGCAGUGUUGGUAAUUUUUAAAACAAGGAAAUAAAAGGUCUUGACCCUAA
Messenger RNA from Myotis davidii, 1048 nucleotides. It is a transcript of the gene EBP, whose product is annotated as emopamil binding protein (sterol isomerase). Lineage: Eukaryota; Metazoa; Chordata; Mammalia; Chiroptera; Vespertilionidae. The transcript has 5 exons. Gene Ontology annotation, molecular function: steroid Delta-isomerase activity; cholestenol delta-isomerase activity; C-8 sterol isomerase activity. Gene Ontology annotation, biological process: cholesterol biosynthetic process. The record is from RefSeq and is a predicted model, not a curated record. Gene Ontology annotation, cellular component: endoplasmic reticulum; membrane.